AUGAGCUCCAUGGUGUGGGGCCUGGUCACCGACUUCUUCACCUACGAGACCACCAAGUCCGUGGUGGUCAAGAGCUGGUCCGUGGGCAUCAUCAACCGCAUCGUUCAAGUCCUCAUCAUCGCAUACUUUGUGGGCUGGGUGUUCAUCCAUGAAAAAGCCUACCAGUUGACGGACACCGGCAUCGAGUCGUCCGUCAUGACCAAAGUCAAGGGCUUCGGUCGGCAUCAUCAGCGCAUUAUGGACGUGGCCGACUACAUCUUCCCACAGCAGGGAGCUGGCAUCUUCUGCAUCAUGACUAAAGUCAUCAUCACUGAGAAUCAGUUCCAAGGGAAAUGUGCAGAGACUGGAAGGAGGUUUAACUGUACAACAGACUACGACUGUCAAGAACAUAUACCCUCCAUCCUCACUAAUGGACAGAUCACAGGAACUUGUCUCGCCAACGUGACGGGGUCCAACGGGGCGUGCGAGAUCGAGGGAUGGUGCCCGGCCGAGAACGACAGAACCUACGUCGAGCCCAUGAAAGACCUGGUGAACUUCACCAUCUUCAUCAAGAACAGCAUCCGCUUCCCUCUCUUCAACGUCACCAGGGGGAACUUCCCGUCCAACAUGACGUCGGCUCAGAUCAAGAAGUGCAAAUACCACCCGGACGAGAACCCUUUCUGCCCCAUCUUUAGUGUGGGAGACGUGCUGAGUUACACCAGUCAGAACGUCACCCGCCUCCUGGAUAAGGGUGGUGAAAUAGGAAUAAACAUAGAGUGGAAGUGUAAUCUGGAUCUAGAUAUAGAAUAUUGUGUUCCCAAGUACUCUUUCACCAGACUGGAUGCACCUUUUGAGAAGAACGCUGUCUCUGAGGGCUUCAACUUCAGAUUCGCCAAAUAUUACAAGACGGAGAACAAUACCGAAUUCCGGACACUGCACAAGGUGCACGCGAUCCGCUUCGACGUCAUGGUGACUGGAGCGGCAGGAAAGUUUAAUAUGGUCCCUACAUUGAUCAACUUGGUGGCUGCCUUCACCUCCAUUGGACUGGGUACGGUUCUUUGUGACCUCAUCCUGCUCAACUUCCUGAAAGGAGCAGCCCAGUACAAGGCUAAGAAAUUUGAGGAGGUGUCGGAGGCUCAGAUCGAGGCGUCCCUGGCCCGCAGCCUCAGCAGCCAGCUGUCCCUCAAAGAAGGUAUGAAGCGCUCCUGCGACUCUGGCGCCCUUUCUCUGACCACUGCUGACCAGCCCAUGUGACCAGGACUCUUAAAGGGACAGUCCUCUCGUUACCUGCUCCAGUCGUUAAAAAGCCUUUCUGCACUUUUUCUUCUACGAGCUUAAGGAGCAACGUAGCUGGACUGCAUUUGCCCAGUAGUAUCUUCCACAUGAGGAGGUGUGAACAAGUGAUGACAUAAAUCAAUAACAUUGCAUCUAAUAGACAAUGUCUCAUUUGUGGUGACAUCUAUCAACAUGAGGGUGGUCCUGAAAAAGGAGGCAUUUUUCACAUUGACUGUGUGUCGCUUUUAAAAGAGCUCCCCCUCUGGUCAACAUAUGAAAUAACAAGUGUGUGUAAGAAAUUGAAAUGCCCCCCCUUUGGCCAAAAUUAAUUUAAUUUAUUUUUAUUUUAAAUAUGUAUAUAGAGACAUACUGUAAU
Messenger RNA from Nerophis lumbriciformis (worm pipefish), 1630 nucleotides. It is a transcript of the gene p2rx3a, whose product is annotated as purinergic receptor P2X, ligand-gated ion channel, 3a. Gene Ontology annotation, biological process: response to ATP; calcium ion transmembrane transport. Gene Ontology annotation, cellular component: plasma membrane. Gene Ontology annotation, molecular function: extracellularly ATP-gated monoatomic cation channel activity; ATP binding; purinergic nucleotide receptor activity. NCBI's taxonomy places the organism in Eukaryota, Metazoa, Chordata, Actinopteri, Syngnathiformes, Syngnathidae. The record is from RefSeq and is a predicted model, not a curated record.